UCUUCUCUCUUCACCACUUCUUUUUUUUCCCUCCGUUCUCGCUUCCUCCUUUCCUUCUCUCUCACCCUUUCUUUUAGCAUUCGCACACACACAAGUUCAGUCCCUGCUCUGUGUGCCUUUUCUAUCCUUUCUCUUCUUGCUUGGAUUCAUUCUAUUCCCAAAUUUUCCAUCUAAUCUUUGAAUCACUUGAAUCGUCACCAUGGAACUCGCUGCAAAGGCCUGCCCCUUCCUUCGCAAUUCCACUCCUUCUGCCCUCCGCACGCUUUCUCAGCGUCCUGCAAAGACUGCCAUGGCCUCUAACGGACUUGUCCACAUGGCCCAGCAGUGCCCUGUCAUGGGCAAGGCCAUGACCAUUCAAGCCAGAUCGGCCAUGAUGACAAGCUCUUGCCCCGCUUCGGCCGGAGCUCGAUUCUUCAGUGUCUCGGCUACAAAGCUAAAGCCCGAAAAGAGCCACGUUCUCGGAUAUGCAACUCCUGUCUCUACCAAUGACAUUAAGGCUUCCGUUCAGCAUGAGCUUCACAAGGCUAAUCCCGCCCCUGGUGCAGCCUGCCCAUUCAAACCAGCAACCACGACUGCGACUCCUGUCUCGCAUACUGCCCCUACUGCAGGCCAACCCUUCGAUUACGAGGCUGUGUAUGAAGCUGAAUUACAAAAGAAGCACCAGGACAAGUCCUACCGCUUCUUUAACAACAUCAAUCGUUUGGCCCAACAGUUCCCACGUGCGCAUACUGCCAAGCUCGAGGAUGAAGUCACCGUCUGGUGCUCAAAUGACUACUUGGGCAUGUCCAAGCAUCCCGUCGUCGUCGAGACCAUGAAGGCCACUCUGAGCAAGUAUGGUGCUGGCGCUGGUGGCACCCGUAACAUCGCUGGUAACGGUGCCUUGCACCUAGAGCUCGAGCAAGAAUUGGCCAUGUUGCACCACAAGCCCGCUGCUCUUGUCUUUUCUUCUUGCUAUGUGGCUAACGAUGCUACUCUCAGCACUUUGGCUCAAAAGCUUCCCAACUGUGUUAUCCUCUCGGAUGCAAUGAACCAUGCAUCCAUGAUCCAAGGUAUCAAACAUUCUGGCGCCAAGAAGAUGAUCUUCCGUCACAACGACACGGCCCACCUUGAAGAACUCCUCCAAAGCCUCGAUCCUUCCAUCCCUAAGAUCAUUGCGUUCGAGACCGUGUAUUCAAUGUCUGGUACUAUUGGCAAGGUGGAUGAGAUCUGUCGUUUGGCCAAAAAGUAUGGAGCCAUCACUUUCUUAGAUGAAGUCCACGCCGUUGGCAUGUAUGGUCCUCAUGGUGCUGGAGUUGCUGAGCAUCUUGACUUUGCUGAAAAUUUCCAUCGCCCACAAGACAGCCCUGUUAAGACCGUUAUGGAUCAGGUUGAUAUUAUCUCGGGCACCCUUGGAAAGGCCUAUGGUGUCGUUGGAGGCUACAUCGCAGGCUCUGCUGCUAUGGUCGAUAUGAUUCGCUCCUAUGCUCCUGGAUUCAUCUUCACCACCUCAUUGCCACCUGCUAUUGUAGCAGGUGCUUCUGCCUCUAUUCGUUACCUUCGCAACUCUCUGAGUGAACGCAUUGGACAGCAGACUAACACCCGCACAUUGAAGGCACAGUUGGCUGCUCUGGAUAUCCCUGUCGUUCCUAACCCCUCCCACAUUGUUCCUGUUUUGGUUGGAAAUGCAGAGGUCUGCAAGGCUGCCUCAGAUGAGCUUCUCCGCUCGCACGGAAUCUAUGUUCAGAGCAUCAAUUACCCCACUGUCCCUCGUGGUGAAGAGCGCCUCCGCAUCACUCCUACUCCUGGCCAUACUGAGGAGAUGAUGGACCACUUGGUUCGCUCUUUGGAGAGUGUCUGGCAGCGAAAUGGCCUGAAGCGCACUUCAGAGUGGAAGGCGACUGGUGGUCGUGCUGGUGUUGUUGAAGGUGCGGUUGAGCCAACUCCUAUCUGGACUGACGAGCAGCUGAGCCUUUCCGCUGAAGCCACUGGAGCUCGUAAGGUCAUUGCUGGAGAACUUCUCAUGGAUUUCCAUAUGAGACAACAGACCUCUGCCGCUCAAUUGUAACAAGUUUGCAAUAACAUUGUAACAAGUUUGCAGUAACAAAUAUUCAGAGAGUAUAGUUGUUAUAUUUAAAGCUUGCAGAGACAAUAAAGAUGAAAAAAUAAUGUGCUAGAUAACUGUGUACGGUUGCGCCAAAUCUAGAAGCCUUUCAUUGAUGUCGCAUUACAGGUGAUCCGUUAUAGCCGCGAUAAAUGCCUUGAAUUGUCAUCCUAAUUUCAUCCACAGAAGCGCUUAACAUAAUAAAAAAGUGAG
Messenger RNA from Lobosporangium transversale, 2293 nucleotides. Its product is annotated as 5-aminolevulinate synthase. Gene Ontology annotation, cellular component: mitochondrion. Gene Ontology annotation, molecular function: pyridoxal phosphate binding; 5-aminolevulinate synthase activity. Lineage: Eukaryota; Fungi; Mortierellomycota; Mortierellomycetes; Mortierellales; Mortierellaceae. The coding region runs from base 200 to 2044 and encodes 614 amino acids. The transcript is spliced from 2 exons. Gene Ontology annotation, biological process: heme biosynthetic process. The record is from RefSeq and is a predicted model, not a curated record.